Thunnus maccoyii (southern bluefin tuna) is the source of this 3008-nucleotide messenger RNA. RefSeq names its product host cell factor C2 (gene hcfc2). NCBI's taxonomy places the organism in Eukaryota, Metazoa, Chordata, Actinopteri, Scombriformes, Scombridae. The transcript has 17 exons. Gene Ontology annotation, cellular component: histone methyltransferase complex. Gene Ontology annotation, molecular function: protein binding; transcription coactivator activity. Bases 82 to 2400 code for a protein of 772 amino acids. Gene Ontology annotation, biological process: regulation of DNA-templated transcription; chromatin remodeling. The record is from RefSeq and is a predicted model, not a curated record.
GAGUGAGACGUCUGAGCUUUUGUCCCGCCCUCGUCUUUGAAACGUCAACAGCGCCAAAUUUCAGGCUCCUCUGACGGGAAAAUGGGCACCUGUGUCGAGGAGCCGCAAUGGAGAAAAGUCCAUUCAGUUACCGGAGUGAUACCGCGGUCUAGACACGGACACCGAGCAGCGGCGAUCCGGGAGUUGAUCAUUGUGUUCGGGGGCGGAAACGAAGGGAUAGCGGAGGACCUCCAUGUUUACAACACUGUCUCAAAGCAGUGGUUUCUGCCUGCUGUGAGGGGCGACAUCCCACCGGGCUGUGCUGCCCAUGGCUUCGUCUGCGAAGGCACUCGAAUACUGGUCUUUGGUGGCAUGGUGGAGUUUGGCAAAUACACCAACAGCCUGUAUGAACUUCAGGCUAGUCGCUGGCUGUGGAAGAAGCUGAAGCCCAGAGCACCCAGGAAUGGCUUGCCUCCCUGCCCUCGGAUUGGACACAGCCUCACUCUUGUGGCUAACAAGUGUUACCUGUUUGGAGGGCUGGCCAAUGAUAGCGAGGACCCCAAUGGCAACGUCCCACGGUACAUGGGUGACUUGUAUGAGUUGGAGUUGCAGUCAGUGUCGGGGGUGAGAGGCUGGAGCAUCCCGGAGACAAAAGGUGGUGGUCCCCCAGCGCGAGAGUCCCACACCUCGGUAGCCUACACUGGCCUCGGCUCUCCGAAGCUUUACAUCUUUGGAGGGAUGCAUGGAUGUCGGUUAGAUGACCUCUGGCAGCUUGACCUGGACACAAUGGUUUGGUCAGUGCCUGAAACAAGGGGUUCCACACCAGUACCCAGAAGCCUUCACUCUGCCGGUGUCAUUGAAAACAAGAUGUAUGUUUUCGGUGGCUGGAUUCCUGUUCCAGAGUCAGACAAACCUAACGCUUUAGGAACCGAGUGGAUCUGCACAAACUCCUUAAGUGUGCUCAACUUAGACACUAUGACCUGGCAGAACCUGGGCCCAGAUCAGCAGGAUGAUAUUGAGUCCCAGCUGCAGAGCCAGGGACCGCAGAGUGACGACCAGUAUGCCUGCAGGCCCAGAGCCAGGGCCGGCCACUGCGCCACCACCGUCGGAUCCAGGCUUUACAUUUGGAGCGGCCGCGACGGAUACCGCAAGAGCUGGAACUACCAGGUCUGCUGCAAGGACCUCUGGUACCUGGAGACAGAUCGACCAGCCACCCCAGAGGCGGUGUUGCUCAUCAAAUCCACAGUCAGCAUGCUCCAUGUGGCGUGGCGCCCUCUGGCAGCGGCAGACUGCUACAUCCUUCAGAUUCAGCCCGUGCGUCCUCCCAGCUCGGCAGCCAGCAGUCCACCAGCCAAACCAGUCGAUCCAAGCGGAGCAGAUGGACAGGAGGGGAAGGAUAAAGAUCCUGCAGGUGUGCAGACCGUUCAACCUCAAAGUGAAGGCAACACUAAAAAAGAAGAGAACACAUCAGCUCAGGAUGCUUCAGUGCAGCAGGAAACUCCAGCGAAAUCGUCCAGCGGCUCAGCGGAAACCCGAACAGACAGAGGGAGGAACGGUGGGAGAGAGACGGAGGACAACUCCGACACAAAACGCUGCGCUGCUCGACAGGAGACAUCAUCAACAGAGGUCAGCAGCUCAACUCAGCACCCGUCAGACAAACAAUCUGCUACAGCUGACAAGACAACAGAUUUCUACGCCCACACAGAUGAGCAGAGUCCAGACAAAGCAGUGUGGUGUGAUGUCGGCGUAUUCAAAACGCUCUUCUCUGAGGUCAGCCACUACUUUCUGCCAGCUGAUAACGACCAGGCGACUACAGGCGUCAGCAGCCGGCCUCCGAAUACUAAAGAGCCCUUCCCCCAGAGGAAGCUGCCAGUGCCUCAGGACUACCAGGGCAGAGAGAAGCGGGAGCUGGCUCCAGGUCAGACCUACAGAUUCAGAGUUGCAGGCUUCAACUGCUUCGGCCAGGGAGACUUCAGCCCAGUCAGCGAGUUCAAGACCUGCCAACCAGGCUUCCCUGGAGCGCCCUCUGCUGUCAAAAUCACCAAGGCCAACGAUUCGGUCCACAUCACGUGGGAGGCUCCCCCCUCUCCAUCAGGCCGCAUCCUGGAGUAUUCCAUGUACAUGGCGGUGAAGAAGAGCCGCUCCACCAGCUCAGAGCGUCCGGGUCAAAUGGCCUUCAUCCGGAUCUACCGCGGCACCAAGACGUCUUGCUCGGUCAGCUCCACGCACCUUUACAACGCCCAGAUCGACUGCUCCGCCUCCAACCGGCCGGCCGUCGUCUUCCGCAUCGCCGCCAAGAACGAACAGGGCUACGGCCCCGCCACGCAGAUCCGCUGGAUUCAAGAUCCCAGUAAAAUGCGAACUUCAUCCAAGGCAGACAGCGCUGAGGCCGACCAGGACGCUGCUGACAGCUCCAGCUGAAAAAGUUCAACCAUUGCCUUUGUGUUUUGGAAAAAGACUGCACUCAGGACGUUGGCAGUGUAUGCCAGUCAGAUGCUGUAUAAUAUUUCUUUAAUAGUUUUGUUAAUUUAUUUUUAUAUGUAUUUAAUUACUCCCUUGUACAUACAAUAUAUAAACAUUUUCACAGCAUGUUUGAUCACUUGGCUAUUUUUAGUUACACAGAUGUUUUGUUAAGAAAUAUGUCGACCAAACUGUAAGUAUGAUUAGAGAUGUCAAACUCUUUAAGGUCGGAGGUGCCUUACUUAGUUUUCCACCUGCUGAUGCUUUUAUAUGUUCUCGUUUUGAAUGAAACACAGAUGGUAACACAUUUUCAGCGCUAAUGUACAUCAGAAAAGAAAAUCUUUUUUUUUUUUUUUUUUAGCGCGGAUCACUUUAUAAUCCUAUCGACUCAGUGAGGAUAUGAAAUAUCACUAAUCUAUCCAGUGGAAUGUUAGUGUUGUUUUAAGAUUAUUUUCUAUGAUUCAGAUUUGGUUCAAGAUCUUUGUUAAUGUUGUGUUUGGUCACUGUGCACCAGCUAUCUGUUACUGCAAGUAUCCUCUGUAUCCAUUACAAAACUGCAUCACAUUUGA